Cavenderia fasciculata is the source of this 1269-nucleotide messenger RNA. RefSeq lists its product as uncharacterized. Bases 1 to 1269 code for a protein of 422 amino acids. The record is from RefSeq and is a predicted model, not a curated record. The transcript has a single exon. NCBI's taxonomy places the organism in Eukaryota, Evosea, Eumycetozoa, Acytosteliales, Cavenderiaceae. Gene Ontology annotation, molecular function: protein binding.
AUGUCUAUUAAUAAUAAUAGUAAUAUCAGUAGUAAAGAAGAGUUAUUCAGCAAGAUCUUUGGAUCAUUAACACUUCGAAGAGGCAUAUUCAAUCAUGUUAAAGAUCUCACUACUGAAAUGGUCAGACCCUAUUUCGAGUGGGACGGCCGACCAAGACAUUGUUGUGUGUUCAGUUGGAAACAACUACAGACAAAGAUCAUACUACUAUCAAAGUAUGGUUAUUUUGAAAGUGUUAAAAAACUACUGUUAAAAAAGGCAAAGACUACCAAAGCAGAUUGUAUCAAAGAAAUUAUAAAUUGUGCUGCAAACAAGGGAGAUAUUGACAUGUUGGAGUUUUGUUUGCAACAAGUAAAUGAGUUGGUAAAGAUAAAUAACAAGUUGAAGGCAUACUCUUUCUUUGAUAGAGUUACGGCAAAUACAGCUUUAAAAGGACAGUUUAAGGCACUCAAACAUGUGAUUGACAAUCUCAACCGAUUUCAUAUGGAUGUGUACCUCAGCCCAUUUUUCACUUCUAGUCUUGCACUCGCUCUUGCUUUUACGUCAAGUUAUCUACCAAUGAAUCUUGAUAUGGUGAAAUAUAUAUGCAAUGUUGGAAAAGAUACCUUUGCCACCAAAGACUACGCAUUGGGCGCCUCUCAUGCCGCUCAGGUUGGAAACAUUGAAAUCAUCAAAUAUCUCAAGACUAUUUCAAGUGAUAUUCAUUUGUAUUUGUCAUCUAUACUUCAAAACGCAAUGGACAACAAACAGUUGGAAGUACUAAAGUACCUCGACUCUGUCGAUCCAAUCAGUCAACAUUCCAAAGAUCUCUAUAUUGACGUCACAGGUCCUCUAUGUAAUGGAUUUUAUGACAUAGUGGUAUUUAUCAACGAACAUAUAUCUCCAAUCAAAGUCCUCCGUUCUCAUAAAGUCUGCGGGCUUUCUAUUGACCUGGCUGCAAAAUCAGGUAGUCUUGAAACAGUAGAAUAUUUAAACAGAGUAGACCCGGAAUCGUGCAGUGAAAAGGCAAUGACAGAGGCGGCUCUUAAAGGAGACAUUGAAAUUGUAAAGUUCCUUCAUCAACACAGAACAGAAGGAUGUAGUGGCGGUACUGUUUUACAAGCUGCUCUUAAAGGACAUAAAGAAGUGGUCGACUUUCUCUAUCACAACAGGACUGAACCCAUUGGAGAAUUCGUUGAGCAUAUGCUUAUUAGAAGUCAGGGUUCAACAAUAGCAUUCUAUGGCAGUCAAAUGCACUCUCUUUUAAUUAAUAAUCGUACAGAACUAAAUUAA